AUGGAGAAUGGUAGAGAGAGUGAAAAAAUUAAGAUCAAUAUGAAGGAACAUCAAUGGAAAAUAUUUGAAUAUAAUAUGAGCAAAUGGAUGAUUGAAAAUAAAUACAUUUUAGAUAAGGAAGAAAAGAAAAAAUUUUACAAGUGUGCAAAUUAUAGUAUAGGCACUGGAAUGAUAAAUGCGUCGUUAGUGUAUUAUUUUUGCAAAAGAAAUAAUAAGUUCUUCACACCUACGUCAAGAUUAUUUCUCGUAUUUUCAUUGGGUAUUUAUACCUCCAUGGUAGUUAAUAAAAUUUUUAGACGCAAAGCAUACAUGGAGAUAUUAACAGAGAAAACGACAAUGACCGAUAAGGCAAGAGAAGUCAUGAACGACAUCUUGAAUGUAAAAGAAGACAUUGAUAAAACGUCUUCAAGUGGUAAUGUAAACAAAUUAGAUAAUAAGAACACUUUAAAUAUAUAUUCCAAUGCCUUACAUGAUGAUGGGCAGGCUGGACUAAAUGUAGGGGAUUCCCACCCGAAGGACAAUACAAAUGCAUCUUUAGUUCAAGAUUUGAAUGAAACCAUUUUAAAUGAACAAAUGAAUGAUGAAUUUGAAAGGUGCAAAGAUUUAUCAAUUUGCACAGAUGAAAAUUUAAAAAGAAUAAUAAAAUCAUUAGAAAAAAAUUCUUAA
Messenger RNA from Plasmodium gonderi, 666 nucleotides. RefSeq lists its product as hypothetical. The transcript is spliced from 6 exons. NCBI's taxonomy places the organism in Eukaryota, Apicomplexa, Aconoidasida, Haemosporida, Plasmodiidae. Bases 1 to 666 code for a protein of 221 amino acids. The record is from RefSeq and is a predicted model, not a curated record.